AUGGUGCUGGAGAAGCUGGCCGAGGCCAUGACUGGCGAGGAGGGUGGUCAGGCGAUGGCGGGCAUUGUCCAGGGCAUGGCCGCGGUGCUGACCAAGCUGCCGAGUGCUGCGUCAGCAUCUGAUGCUGUGGCUUUGCUGAGGAUUGUGUCGGCGGCUGUGGCCGACCGCGCCCGCGAUGUGGUUCCGCUCCUUCCGCAGUCUAUACUUCCGACGGCACUGCCGUUUCUUCUCUCGCUUGGCAGUGCUGACGACGAAGACGUGGCGCGGUUUGCGCUGCGGGCGGUCGGCGACCUGCUGGCGAGGACGGCGGCGGUGGUGGAACCAGGCAUUCGCGUCAGGGUCUGCGGCGGGCUGGCCGCCGUGAUCAAGGCGCUGGAGACGCCGCGGGUACUGGCAGGGGCAUAUCGGGCGCUGGCGGUGGUGGCGGCCGAGACUCGCGAGGCCGCGAGCAUGCCCGAGCUUUGCGAGGUCCUGAUCGGCGUCACCCGCGACGGCGUCUUCCACGGCCCGCCGCGGGUCCGAAUCAAUGCACUUGGGCUGCUAGUUUCGCUGGGCAAGGCACUGCCAGUGCCGCUUGCGCAGCGAUGGGACGUCUUUCUCCCAAGCGGAAGCGGCUCCAGCCUGCUGAGUUUGGCGGUGGAGGAUGACGAUGGGAGCGGGGUCCCGGGCAAGGCCAUGGACGCGCUCCUGGCGUUGCUGGAGGGCUCGAAGAAGACGCUGGCGGCCGGAACUCGGUCGACGACCGGCUCGCGGUCCUACACCUCGUUUGCGCACACAAUCGGCGACAUUCUGUGGCACACGCAUGCCGGCUUGCUGCGGCUCAUCUCGCAGACACCGCAGCUGGCGGCACCGGUAGUCGACACUGGGCUCAAGGCGCUCUGCAUCCUGCUCAUCAACUGCAACUAUACCCGGCUGGCGUCGGACGGCGGCAUUGUAGUAGAGCUGGCGUCAGCAGCGCUGCAGCUCGCGCUGCGGCCUCAGACUCAGGCUGGCGUGGCGCCUUCGACACAGCAGCUCGCGCUCUCGUGCGUGGCAGCAAGCCUGCGGACGGCAUCACCGCUUGACGACGUGGCGGUGUGGCUGACUCUGGGUGCGGCUGCCGAGGCGCCGCUGCACACGCUGGUGGCCGCCGCUGUGGCGGCACCAGAGCGCGAUCCGGCGGCCAAGGUCUUUGACGUCCUCCGCUGGAUGGCGCGCGGCUACCCGGUCGUGGCCUACGCGGCGUACUUGCCGCUGCUUGAGCCGAUGGCCGGCGACAAGCUCCUGGAGGUACCGGUCGCGACCCGGACCGCGGUUGCCCACUUUGUGGCCGAGCUCGGCUCGGGCUGCGGGAGCAUUUUGGCUGGGCGAAGCGGGACAACAGCGGGUGAGGUCUUUGCCACGCUAGAGCGGAUGGUGCUCAGGGUAGGGAUGGCCGAUCCGGUCGACGCGGUGCGCGCACACAGCAUUUCUGCGCUGGCGGGCAUGCUUCCGGUUCUGGGUGCGAGCGAGGAUGAGGCGCUGGCGCCGUUGGUGGAGGCUGCGGUGUUUGAGCUCGCGGCCGACCUUGUUGCGGGCUCCAAGGCUGUUGUGGCGCGGGGCGAGGCUGCGCGACUGGUGGGGCUUGCGGUCGACACCCCGUUUGCAGUGGCGAACGGCUUGCAGGUUCUCGGCGACGCGUUGGAGCGACUGGUGGCGGCGGUGGGGAGCAGCGGCGGGGUGCGUGAGCCACUGGCAUCAGCGCUGGUCAAGGCAGCGGCAUCGGCAGGCUCUGUGGCUAUGCGGAGCGAAGCCGGCGAGGGAGGGAGCGACGGGGCCGACCGGUGCGCCGACGCGUUGUUGGCGCUUCUGGGAGUGCGCGGAAAGCACACGGCGGCGACGGCGCGGUCGCUGGGCGCAGUGGUGUGCGCGCUGGUUCGAAGCGGGCAGCGUGACGUGUGUGCUCGAGCUGCGGGAGCGCUUGUGGAUGUGGUCCGUGGUGAGCGGGCGGCGCCGGACAAGGCGGUGUGGUCUGCGUGUGACGGGCUUGCGCUUGCGCUUGGCGCAUGGUGUGGCGAGGUUGGCGCCGGAAGCGACGGCAGUGAGUGGGUGGGCGCUGCGCUGCGGGCACUGGCAACUGCAGGCGGCGAGGCUGCCAACUUUCGGACUCGAGUGGCGGCGCUGGGAGCACUGAGUGCGCCCCGGAGCCGGUCGUGGUACGGGACGGCAGAGGAGCUUGCGGGAGUGGUGGUGCAGAUUGGCGGAGCGCUGCCGGGCGUGCUGACGGUGACCGACGAGCGGCAGUACAGGUACCGCGAUGAGGUGGAGGGCGGGGCGGAGGCUGCGGUGGUGUAUGUUCUUGCUGGAGCUGAGGCAAGUGAUCUGGCUGCGGUGGCGAGCGCGGUGGCGGAGCGGCCGCAGCUUCGGACUGCGCUCGAUGCGCUCUUUACGGAGCUCCCUGUCCAGCCGCGGGUCUCGCCGCUCCGUGGUGGCGGCGAGUACGGGUCUUUCUCUGCCUCGUCUGCGGAUCCCGAGGAAGAGUACGUGGCGACAUCGCCAGGCUCUGUGGCGUCAUCGUCUGCGUUUGCGCCUGUUCUCGGAGCGCGUGCGCUCUCGCUAUACGCGGCAGCGCUCGAGACCUGGCACCGUAUGUGGGGCUCAGGAUGAGGCAGCAGCAGCUGCGGCGGCGAGAGCAUCGGCGAGGACAGCGAUGGACGAGGC
This is a messenger RNA of Thecamonas trahens ATCC 50062, 2679 nucleotides long. RefSeq lists its product as uncharacterized. The record is from RefSeq and is a predicted model, not a curated record. The transcript is spliced from 2 exons. Bases 1 to 2625 code for a protein of 874 amino acids. Lineage: Eukaryota; Apusomonadida; Apusomonadidae.